AUGUCGCUGGAUGCUGAAUGGCAGCAUUCCUUGGUUUCGCCCGAAGUGCCAUGCGGUGGUGUGGCACAUUGGAUCGGAGACACGAGGUCGACACGAAAUGCUGGGGAAGAAAGUGUUGUUAUUGCGGAUGACCUCCCGCAGCUGGACGCCUGUGGCGCAUGUGUCGUUCUCUCACCUACCACCCGGGAAGGCGUGUGUCAAAUGACGGAGGCGAAGGACGCUGGUCGCCACCAAGAAGCGUCUGUGGUGCAGGCCCACGUCGUAGCCGCUGUCGAAGGGGAUCUGGAAUCUGUUGUAGUUGGGGCCGACGAGCGCUUCAUCACCAUGAGGGAUACGGGAUACUCUCUUUAA
Molecule: messenger RNA, 351 nt
Organism: Toxoplasma gondii ME49
Lineage: Eukaryota; Apicomplexa; Conoidasida; Eucoccidiorida; Sarcocystidae
Exons: 1
Coding region: 1-351 (116 amino acids)
Source: RefSeq, a predicted model, not a curated record